AUGGCGCCUGCCAGGCCUGCGGAGCCGCUGCUCGCGAGCGCGCUUGUCACCGAUGAAGAGCUAGGAGAAUUAUUCGGAAAAAUCAUCGCUCGCAAAACAGUGCCGGAGAAGAAAGAAGGAGCACUGGAUACAGGGUCGAGAAGUGUGGAUGAGGCACUCGGAGGGCUGGAGGGAGGGAGGGUGGUGGGUGUUUGGGGUGAGGCGGGCGAUGGUGGCGCUGAGAUCUGUCUUGCACUUUUAGCAUCGUCUCUGCUAAAGGACCCACAUUCAUCAACUGCGGUUGUGGACACGACAGGCAAUUUUGAUGUUCUGCGCUUGUAUUCGUUCAUUCUUGCCCGCCUUCAGGACGAUUUGGAGCUAUUGAACGCCAUGAGGGGAGCUAUGGGUGCCGGAAGUGUGAGUGCGGAAGAUGUUGCUGCUAAAUCACUCGAUCGGGUGAACAUCAUGCGGGCUUUCGAUUUGGUGGGUGUUAUGGAAGCUGUCGGGGAAAUGAGGGAUGAGCUGAGGGGACAGCAUCUCGAGGAGAAAGGGGACAAUGCAGUAAAACUGUCUCAAGGACAGCGCGCAGAGUUACCAUCCGAGGCAAUGCCACACGAGGAGAUCUUAGAACCGGAGGAGAACUUACCGAAGAGGACUUUCGUUGCAGAUCGUGACGACGAAGGAGAGGGGAUGUUGUUCGACGACAUGCCCGCAGCCUCUACACCGGCAAAUCACCCGCCCGCAGAGGCAUUACCGACGGAAGAACGAGACGAAAUACUCUUCGUCGACGGACCUGCCGACCAGCGCCACAAUACCUCUCAUCCUCCACCUGUGGCCACCAAUCCCCAGGUCCAGCGAGCAGAAUCCGAGCAUGUACAAUCAGCCCCGAACUCAAUACCCACAAAACCAACAUUCCUUCUCAUCGAUAACCUCGCUCAUGUUAUCAGCCCUCUGGUGCAAAAAAAUCAUGCACAAGGUACUUGUGUUAUCCCUAUACUUAACAACGUGAAGUUGACAUACUAUAGCACAAGCCCUGGCCUCCUCCUUCAUGCUCACCCUCUCUCACUUAACGCGGAACCAUAA
This is a messenger RNA of Didymosphaeria variabile, 1062 nucleotides long. RefSeq lists its product as uncharacterized. Gene Ontology annotation, biological process: DNA strand invasion; double-strand break repair via homologous recombination; telomere maintenance. Gene Ontology annotation, cellular component: replication fork; centrosome; Rad51B-Rad51C-Rad51D-XRCC2 complex. The transcript has 2 exons. Gene Ontology annotation, molecular function: four-way junction DNA binding; single-stranded DNA binding; ATP-dependent activity, acting on DNA. Bases 1 to 1062 code for a protein of 353 amino acids. NCBI's taxonomy places the organism in Eukaryota, Fungi, Ascomycota, Dothideomycetes, Pleosporales, Didymosphaeriaceae. The record is from RefSeq and is a predicted model, not a curated record.